CUCUUCAUUGAAUUUUCCAGCUCAACCUUUGAUCCAUUGGAGAACUGUUUAAACAAUACAAUAUCUGAAUAUCAUGUCGGUGAUGAGCUCAAAACCACAUGCGCUGCUAGUCCCAAGCCCCGGCAUGGGCCACCUCAUCUCCUUGUUGGAGGUCGCCACCUGCCUAGCCACACAUCACAACUUCCAUGCCACGGUCCUCGUCGUUUCAUCCAACACCUCUCCUGCUCUAUCACAGGUCAUCCAAUCCGCCAAGUCCCGUAAGCUCCUUGGCAUCAUUGAGCUCCCAGCACCCUCCGGCCACGACACCAACGCCGCCGGUUCAGUUUUCACACACCUCCCAGCCAUCAUGCGUGAUGUCCGACCAUCUCUCCAAUCCGCAAUUUCGGCCAUGGAGCGCAAGCCUAGCGCCAUGAUCGUUGAUCUUUUCGGCACUGCAGCACUCACCGUGGCAGAAGAGUUCCGUAUGCUCAAGUAUGUAACAGUAGCCUCUGCUUGGACGCUAAGUUUGCUUUUGUAUGCGCCAAUCCUGGAUAAGCAGAUAGAAGGAGAAUAUCUGGAUCAAAAGGAAUUGUUAAACAUCCCGGGUUGCAAGCCGGUUCGACCUGAAGAUGUGGUGAAGCCGAUGAUGAAUAGGAAGGAUCGGGAAUACGAAUCCUUCAUAAGAAUUGGAAAAGAGAUUACUUCAGUGAGUGAUGGAAUCUUGAUCAACACAUGGGAGGAUCUGGAACCGACUUGUCUUGAAGCUAUGAGGGAGCACCCGGACUGGAAGCAGAUAACUAAGGUUCCGCUGUACACUAUCGGUCCCAUGGUUAGACUGGCAGGGCAGUCCGGUGGUGGUGGUCCGAGGAAUGAGUUGUUGGAUUGGCUGGAUAAGCAACCAAGGGAGUCUGUGCUCUAUAUUUCAUUUGGCAGUGGUGGGGUUCUUUCGGCUGAACAGAUCACAGAGAUGGCUUGGGGUUUAGAGCUUAGUAAGCAGAGGUUUAUAUGGGUGGUGCAGCCACCAAGCAAAGGAGGUGCUCAAGGCAAUGACAUUUCAGAGUAUUUGCCUGAGGGAUUCAUGGCUCGGACUCAUGACAAGGGUCUAGUGGUCACCACUUGGGCUCCUCAGUCGGAAAUCUUGACACAUGCAGCCGUUGGAGGGUUCCUAUCGCACUGCGGUUGGAACUCAGCGCUGGAGAGUAUACUGAAUGGCUUGCCAAUGAUCGCAUGGCCACUAUACGCGGAGCAGAAAAUGGUUGCUACACUGCUGGUGGAGGAGCUAAAGGUGGCGAUUCGACCUAAAGUGUUGCCAACAAAAGCACUAGCAGGGAGGGAGGAGAUUGAGAUGUUGGUGAGGAAGAUUACGGAGCAGAAAGACGGAGAUGCAAUGAGAGCAAGAGCUAAAGAACUGAAAGCAAGUGGGGAAAAAGCUCUCUGUGUGGGUGGAUCUUCUUUCAACAUGCUGUCUGAAUUGUCAAGGCUAUGCAAGAUCAAUACCGAACAGCAGUGCCGGACAGUAGGGACUGAUCAAAUUCUUGUUUAGGCGGUUUUUCGUGUUGCUAGUCUUCUUUGAGUGACUGAUGGGAUGUGAACUCAAGGGUUUCUUACAGAUUCUUGCUGUAUUAACACAAUUCUUGCUUUAGUAGCCUACUUGAGGUCUUACUGUUCUAAAAACAAGAGGCUAGAGGUGUGUAUAAUAAGAGAGCUUUUUCCAGCUUUUAGUAACAUAAUAUAGAAAUG
Molecule: messenger RNA, 1719 nt
Organism: Rosa chinensis
Lineage: Eukaryota; Viridiplantae; Streptophyta; Magnoliopsida; Rosales; Rosaceae
Product: anthocyanidin 3-O-glucosyltransferase 5
Exons: 1
Coding region: 74-1522 (482 amino acids)
Molecular function (GO): UDP-glycosyltransferase activity
Source: RefSeq, a predicted model, not a curated record